AUGAUGAGGGCGCGGUCCGUCGUCGUCCGGACCUACCCGGACCCCUGCAUCCCCGAGACGGAGAAGGAGCGAUCCACGGUCGACAUUCCGCAGGAGUGGCUGACCCCGCAGCCGUCGCGGCGACCAGACAUCUUCCCGGAGUUCGAGCGCCUCCAGACGCCCGACCCGAAGCCGAUGCCGGGCGACCCCGAGAUGCCCGACGAGGAGGAGCUCGAGGAGGAGGACCGCAAGCGCAAGGAGCCGGAGGAGGACCCGGAGCAGGAGGGCGAGGAGGAGGAGAAGGAGGAGGACGGGGAGGAGGAGGACAAGCGAAAGCGCAAGCGCAAGGGGCCCGGGCAGCCCGAGGUGCCGAACUAG
Messenger RNA from Pedinophyceae sp. YPF-701, 357 nucleotides. NCBI's taxonomy places the organism in Eukaryota, Viridiplantae, Chlorophyta, Pedinophyceae. The record is from the annotation of a GenBank genome assembly.